Phalaenopsis equestris is the source of this 603-nucleotide messenger RNA. RefSeq lists its product as uncharacterized. The transcript has a single exon. Bases 1 to 603 code for a protein of 200 amino acids. The record is from RefSeq and is a predicted model, not a curated record. NCBI's taxonomy places the organism in Eukaryota, Viridiplantae, Streptophyta, Magnoliopsida, Asparagales, Orchidaceae.
AUGUUUUCACUGCAGAAAACACAAAUUGAGGUGGAGUAUUUAGAGAUGCAAGUCCAAAAUGGGCUUGCUGAGGAAAAGGAUUUACUUACUGCUCAAAAUAAGCUGCUUACUGUAAUUGAAUAUCAAGAAAUUUUCCUUAUGCAGAAGGCCUCUCUCAAUAUCUUCACUGAUGGUGACAGGAAUACAAAAUUUUGUCGUGCUUAUAUCAAAAAUAAAAGGAAAUGUAACACUAUUCAUUCCAUACAGUCCACUAAGGGAAUUUGGCUUAAAGAUAAUGAAUCCAUAGCUAGAGAUGUUUUUUGUUAUUAUCAACAACUUUUAAAGCAUACUGAAGAUUACAAGACACCAAUUGAUAGGACUUACUUCAAUGCUGAAAGAUCAUACACUAUGGCUCUUAAACUCACUGAUCCUCCUACUGAGCAAGAGAUUUGGCUGGAUAUUAAUUCUAUAGAUAGCUCCAAAUCUGCUGGCCUUGAUGGGUUCACUGUAGAUUUUUAUAAGAAAUCUUGGGACUUUAUCAAGAAGGAUGUUACUGAUGGUAUUAAAGGCUUCUUCCAGUGCAAUAACCUUCCACAGUACAUCAGUGAAUUCAAUUUUAUUUAG